GAAGAAAUGCUGUGUCCCUUCCCAUUACUCAGAGAAAAUAGAACACACGAGACUACGUAGCUGAAGAAAUUACAGCCUCCUGGCCAAUGAGAGAUAUUCAAGUCUAUGCAGUUUCCACCUGAAGGAAAAUAACCAACAGCUUCUCCACAGUGUCGACUGGGACCAGGGAAACAUGAACAGCACAAACUGCACCACAGAAGCCAGCAUGGCUGUGAGACCCAAGACUGUCACCGAGAAGAUGCUCAUUUGCAUGGCUCUGGUGGUCAUCACCACCCUGACCAUGUUGCUGAAUUCAGCUGUGAUCAUGGCCAUUGGCACCACCAAGAAGCUCCACCAGCCUGCUAACUACCUGAUCUGCUCACUGGCCGUAACUGACCUCCUGGUGGCAGUGCUGGUCAUGCCACUGAGCAUCAUGUACAUUGUCAUGGACAGCUGGAAGCUUGGGUACUUCAUCUGUGAAGUGUGGCUAAGUGUGGAUAUGACUUGUUGCACCUGCUCCAUCUUGCACCUCUGUGUGAUUGCCCUGGACAGGUAUUGGGCCAUCACCAAUGCUAUUGAAUAUGCCAGGAAGAGGACAGCCAAGAGGGCUGGCCUGAUGAUCCUCACGGUCUGGACCAUCUCCAUCUUCAUCUCCAUGCCCCCUCUGUUCUGGAGAAGCCACCGCCGGCUCAGCCCACCCCCCAGUCAGUGCACCAUUCAGCAUGAUCAUGUCAUCUACACCAUCUACUCCACACUUGGAGCAUUUUAUAUACCUUUGACUUUGAUACUGAUUCUCUAUUACCGGAUUUACCAUGCGGCCAAGAGCCUUUACCAGAAAAGAGGGUCAAGCCGACACUUAAGCAACAGAAGCACAGACAGCCAAAAUUCUUUUGCAAGUUGUAAACUUACACAGACUUUCUGCGUGUCUGACUUCUCCACCUCAGACCCUACCACGGAGUUCGAAAAGAUCCACAGCUCUAUCAGGAUCCCUCCCUUCGACAAUGAUCUGGACCACCCAGGAGAACGGCAGCAGAUUUCGAGUACCAGAGAGCGCAAGGCAGCACGCAUCCUGGGAUUGAUUUUGGGUGCAUUCAUUUUGUCUUGGCUGCCAUUUUUCAUCAAAGAGUUGAUUGUGGGUCUGAGCAUCUAUACUGUGUCCUCUGAAGUGGCUGAUUUCUUGACAUGGCUUGGUUAUAUUAAUUCUCUAAUCAAUCCUCUACUUUACACAAGUUUUAACGAAGACUUUAAGCUGGCUUUUAAAAAGCUCAUUAGAUGCCGAGAGCAUACUUAGAUUGUAAAAAGCCAAAAUACGUGACUUUUGCCAGAGCCUCAUGAGUGGA
Tupaia belangeri chinensis (Chinese tree shrew) is the source of this 1319-nucleotide messenger RNA. RefSeq names its product 5-hydroxytryptamine receptor 1E (gene HTR1E). The transcript has a single exon. Gene Ontology annotation, biological process: adenylate cyclase-activating adrenergic receptor signaling pathway; positive regulation of MAPK cascade. Bases 173 to 1270 code for a protein of 365 amino acids. The record is from RefSeq and is a predicted model, not a curated record. Gene Ontology annotation, molecular function: G protein-coupled serotonin receptor activity. Lineage: Eukaryota; Metazoa; Chordata; Mammalia; Scandentia; Tupaiidae. Gene Ontology annotation, cellular component: plasma membrane.